Molecule: messenger RNA, 2027 nt
Organism: Doryrhamphus excisus (bluestripe pipefish)
Lineage: Eukaryota; Metazoa; Chordata; Actinopteri; Syngnathiformes; Syngnathidae
Gene: mapk15
Product: mitogen-activated protein kinase 15
Biological process (GO): protein phosphorylation
Molecular function (GO): MAP kinase activity; ATP binding
Source: RefSeq, a predicted model, not a curated record
GUGUCGAAGAUGAGCAAAAGUUUGAAAUCGGCCAGCAUACCUGAAGUGGAGGAGCACAUAUCCAUGAAAUAUGAGAUUAGGAAACGGCUUGGCAAAGGGGCGUAUGGCAUCGUGUGGAAGGCGGUGGACAGGGAGACGGGUGAGAUUGUGGCCGUGAAGAAGAUUUUCGAUGCCUUCCGGAACAAGACGGACGCUCAGCGGACCUUCCGAGAGGUGAUGUUCCUGCAGGAGUUUGGAGACCACCCCAACGUGAUCAAGCUUCAAAAUGUGGUGCGGGCGCAGAACGAUAAAGAUAUUUACCUGAUCUUUGAGUACAUGGACAGCGACCUGCACGCCGUGAUCAAGAAAGGAACGCUGCUGAAGGACAUUCACAAGCGCUACGUCAUGUACCAGCUGCUCAAAGCCGUUAAAUAUUUGCACUCGGGAAACGUCAUCCACCGAGACCAAAAGCCGUCCAACGUGCUGGUGGACUCGGACUGCGUGGUCAAGCUGUGCGACUUCGGCCUGGCCCGGUCCCUCAACCAGAUCCAAGAGGACAGCGGGAGCCCGGCACUGACGGAGUACGUGGCCACCAGGUGGUACAGAGCUCCUGAGAUCCUGCUGGGCUCCACCAGGUACACCAAGGGUGUGGACAUGUGGAGUCUGGGCUGCAUCCUGGGUGAGAUGCUGCUGGGGAAGGCUCUGUUCCCCGGGACUUCCACCAUCAACCAAAUAGAGAAGAUCAUGAGCGCCAUCCCGCACCCCUGCCCGGAUGAUUUCCUCUCCGUCAAGUCUGAGAUUGGGUCCUCGUUCAUCCAGAAGAUGCUGCUGAAGCCACAAGUGCCUUUGGAGGAGGUCCUGCAGUCUUCGGUACCUCCAGACGCUCUGGACCUGCUGAAGGGCUUGCUGGUGUUCAACCCGGACAAGAGGCUGACUGCGGAGAAAGCCCUGCAGCAUCCUUAUGUAGCCAGGUUCCAUAAUCCAGCCAAGGAGCCUGCUCUCACCUACGAUGUCACGCUGCCGCUGGACGACGACGUGCAAUUAUCCGUGGAACAAUACCGCAACAGACUUUACCAGAUGAUCCGAGACAGGAGGAGUCCCCUGGGCGCCCUCACACACAUCCAUCACAAAGACACCGGCGCCGGCAGGGACAGGAAACACCACCUGAAGGACACGGCGGCCAACGACAAUCAGGAAGCCAAGACGCAAGAGCCGCCGGCGAGGGCUGAGAAACACGAGCCAGCGAAUGCAUCGCCGCCCCCGUCAGAGAACCCUGCCCUCAGCAGAUCCACGUACAACCCCAUCACACACACUCAAAGUGUUUUCGCCCAGAGCCACGCCAGCGCGGCCAGGAGAGCCGCCGCACCCGCCGGCGGCAGUGCCGGCCCCUCGCCAACAGAUGGCGUCAGAGCCCACACGUCCAUGGACCAGAUCAUCCAGCGCGGACGUUCGGCCCCCGCCCACCACAGCCGCUCCUUCUCCCUGACGCUCACCCAAGCUCAGAACAACCCGCUGGUGCGCAAGAACGACACGCCUCUGUCCUCGGGGCCCAGCGUGGCCUGCGCUAACCCGAGCCAGCAGUCCGUCUCUCACGCCCGCGAAGGUCGACCGCCCCCCCGCUACAGCAAGAAGGUCUUCCAGAACAACUGCAACGUGUCGGCCGCGGGCGACCCGCGCGCCAAGCUCGGCAGCUACUGCCAGGCCUACGGCACCAUCAGCAAGACGGACCUGGACAACCUGCUUCAAGCGCGCGCCUGCAACCAGUAGCUGACCCGCCCACGGUCAGGGUGCGGGAAACUCCUCCCACUCGCCCCGGACUGCAGCUUCCGUUUCACACAAGGAAGCUUGAGAAGCCAAACCAGGACAACACAUGAGACUUGUCAUGUUGAUCUCCGCCCAUCAUCUCUCAAAUGAUGAGAAAUGAGAAAUGAAAGGGAUGACUUUGGAUUGACUGCAGUGACAUAUUUCUAUUCUUAAAACCAAAAUAAUCAUGAGCCGCUUGGGGUCACAAUAAAAGGAUCUUAUGUUUUCACCUUCUUUAUUAUGAC